Stereum hirsutum FP-91666 SS1 is the source of this 597-nucleotide messenger RNA. RefSeq names its product epsilon subunit of F1F0-ATP synthase N-terminal domain-containing protein. Gene Ontology annotation, biological process: proton motive force-driven ATP synthesis. Bases 14 to 517 code for a protein of 167 amino acids. The transcript has 4 exons. Gene Ontology annotation, molecular function: proton-transporting ATP synthase activity, rotational mechanism. Lineage: Eukaryota; Fungi; Basidiomycota; Agaricomycetes; Russulales; Stereaceae. The record is from RefSeq and is a predicted model, not a curated record.
ACUGUCCCCAACGAUGUCCGCCCUCCGUCUCCUCUCCCAUGCGUCCAGACGCGCCACUGCCACCCCUGCCACCCGUGCCCUUGGAAGGAGAGGCUACGCCGAGGUGGCUGACAAAAUCAAGCUUUCCCUCGUUCUUCCUCACCAGGCCAUCUUCUCCUCGACAGAUGUCGUCCAGGUCAACAUUGCCGCCGCGACCGGUGACAUGGGUAUCUUAGCCAACCACGUUCCUUCGCUCGAGCCUCUCCGUCCCGGUGUCGUUGAAGUUCUCGACUCUGCCAAUUCAUCGAAGAAGUGGUUCGUUUCUGGUGGUUUCGCUACCGUUCACCCGAACAACAAGCUCACCAUCAACGCUGUCGAGGCCGCCCCUCUCGAGGACUUCUCAUCAGAGGCAAUCCGUGCCAACCUCGCAGAAGCCCAGAAAGUUCUCUCCGGUAACGGUUCAGAGGAGGACAAAGCCGAAGCUCGUAUCGAAGCAGACGUCUACGAGGCUCUGCAGCAUGCUAUCGGCGCAAAAUAGACGGUGGACAUGCCUUGAGUGGAGAUCGCUAGUUUGAUGCGUGGCGUGUCGUGUCGUGUCAUGUAGAGGAGAGGUGGUUU